Molecule: messenger RNA, 590 nt
Organism: Camelina sativa (false flax)
Lineage: Eukaryota; Viridiplantae; Streptophyta; Magnoliopsida; Brassicales; Brassicaceae
Biological process (GO): regulation of gene expression
Cellular component (GO): peroxisome
Molecular function (GO): RNA nuclease activity
Source: RefSeq, a predicted model, not a curated record
GUCUCUUUCAUGGAAACCAUGACUCCCGUGAAGAAUCCUUACUGGGACGGUGUACACGCCAAGGGUGACACAGGUGUGUUCUGGGACGUGGUGGAUUUCCCAAUCCCUGCUGAAUGUGAUCCUGCUUUGGUUUCUAAGCUGAUCAAAUCAGCUCUUGAUGAACAGGGUUGUUGUAAUGGUUCUGUGUCAAUCCGGUUGUACGACGUUGAAGAUGAGAAAACCACGAAACAAGAAGUGAAAGAUAAAUAUGAGGCUGCUGAAAUCAGUAUCAGUUUCGUACCCGAAGUUGCUGAGGCGCAUGGACAUGCUAGAGUUCAUAAGAUGUUAUUGGACAUUCUUUUGUGGGCACUUUCCAGUGUUGAAAACUCCAAUUUGAUUAUACUCUCAAAAAAACUCAAGGGAGACUCGAAGACGGUCGGUGUUCUCGAGGGUUUGCAUUUCGACGGUAGGAAAAUUCUCUUAUCAGAGUGUGCAUCUAAAGUGCUAUCUUCUACUGAAACCUCAGAAUGGCUUUUGAUUAGGCUUUGUGAAAGCCUACCAUCACAAGCAAGUGGAAGCUCUGAUGUUUGUUACCAAUUAGUCUAGACUAA